Egretta garzetta (little egret) is the source of this 6040-nucleotide messenger RNA. RefSeq names its product transcription factor Dp-2 (gene TFDP2). The transcript is spliced from 14 exons. Gene Ontology annotation, molecular function: RNA polymerase II transcription regulatory region sequence-specific DNA binding; DNA-binding transcription factor activity, RNA polymerase II-specific. The coding region runs from base 682 to 2025 and encodes 447 amino acids. The record is from RefSeq and is a predicted model, not a curated record. Gene Ontology annotation, cellular component: nucleus; transcription regulator complex. Gene Ontology annotation, biological process: regulation of transcription by RNA polymerase II; regulation of cell cycle. NCBI's taxonomy places the organism in Eukaryota, Metazoa, Chordata, Aves, Pelecaniformes, Ardeidae.
AGUAUUUUUCAGUAUACCAAAAUGUUUGUCUUUUCUUGGAAUUCUAAUAUUACAAUUCUAAUUACAUAGGUUUAAUAAAAAAGCCUGAAAACAUUGAAAAGAUGAGUUUGAACUGGCAUGUUUUUUCUUGGAUGUUUCCUAAAAAUACUUAAUGUUUGCUGUGUGUAGACAUUUGACGGUAUUUCCUACUUUUUAUCAAGAUCUUUGGAUGUCUGCAGUGAUGGAAUUGGGAACUUACUCUGUUGUUGGAGGCUAAAGACAUGAUAGAGAAUUAAGUCACUUCCAGUUUUUAGUCAAUCUGCAUUAGAUGCAAAUAAUUGCAUGGUUUUAAUUACAAGACUUUAGUAAUGGUAUGACACGCUUUGCUACCACAUUCAUAUAGUUAGGCCUCUCUGUGUAAAGUUGGGCCUUUAUACAUCUCUGCCUGUUCCAAGUAAUGUACAUUUCUAGUAUCUGCACAGAACCUGACUAUUGAGGUGAUUGAUUUUAUUAAAAAAUAAAAAAAACAAAACAAACCAAUCUCUAUCCUCUGGAGAUGCAGGGUUUCAGCGAGAGAGGUAACUGAAAAUAUAUUCUAAGAUUUUUUUUUAACUUUCUUACAGGAUGUUCAUUUUAAAGAUUCUGUGAAGAUGAAAAGGGGUAUCUUAUGGUUUUACAGAAUAUAAAGCAAUAUUGUCUGACAUGACGGCAAAAAAUGUUGGUGUGACUUCCACAAAUGGAGACUUGAAAGGAUUUAUAGAUCAAAACCAGAGUCCAACAAAAGGUAAUAUUUCAAUAAUCACAUUACCAGUUUCCAGCACCAACUCCCCAACUAAGAUUUUGCCAAAAACCUUAGGACCAAUCAAUGUGAAUGUUGGACCCCAAAUGAUCAUAAGCACACCACAAAGACUGACCAGCUCAGGGAGUGUUCUGAUUGGGAGUCCGUAUAACCCAGCUUCAACAAUGGUCACACAGACACACAUAACAGAAGCUGCUGGCUGGGUCCCAGGGGACAGAAAGCGGACUCGAGAAUUUAUAGAAUCAGAUUUUUCAGAAAGUAAGAGAAGCAAAAAAGGAGAUAAAAAUGGGAAGGGUCUGAGGCAUUUUUCAAUGAAAGUAUGUGAAAAAGUUCAACGUAAAGGAACAACUUCUUACAAUGAAGUCGCUGAUGAGCUGGUAUCGGAAUUCACAAAUUCUAACAGCCACCUAGCUACAGAUUCGCAGGCUUAUGAUCAGAAAAAUAUUAGACGGAGAGUUUAUGAUGCCCUUAAUGUCCUGAUGGCAAUGAACAUAAUUUCAAAGGAGAAGAAGGAAAUCAGAUGGAUCGGCCUCCCUACAAACUCAGCUCAGGAAUGUCAGAAUCUAGAGAUAGAAAAACAGAAGCGGAUUGAAAGGAUAAAACAAAAGCGAGCCCAACUACAAGAACUGCUGCUGCAGCAAAUAGCAUUCAAAAACUUGGUGCAAAGAAAUCAGCAAAAUGAACAACAGAAUCAAGGCCCUCCAGCUUUGAACUCAACAAUACAGCUCCCUUUCUUAAUAGUCAACACUAGCAAAAGGACAGUUAUAGACUGCAGCAUAUCAAGUGAUAAAUUUGAAUACCUCUUCAAUUUCGAUAACACUUUUGAGAUUCAUGACGACAGCGAGGUGCUGAAGAGAAUGGGAAUGUCCUUUGGGCUUGAGGCUGGCAAAUGUUCGGCUGAGGACCUCAGAACUGCAAAAUCACUGGUGCCAAAAGCUUUAGAAGGCUACAUCACAGAUAUGUCAGCAGGAUUUUCAUGGAUAAACCAAGGGUUACUUUCAAGUUCAGCACAAGCAGUUUCACAUUUAGAGGUAGCAGGAGGCACUUCUGAUGCUAAAUCAAGUGAGAAUCCAGGGUUGUGUUUGGAUGCUGAAGUGGCCUUAGCAACCGGGCAGUUUCUCGCCCCUAGCAGUCAACAGUCCAGCAGUGCAACAUCGCGCUACUCUGAAUCACGGGGAGAAACUCCAUGCUCAUUCAAUGAUGAAGAUGAAGAGGAUGAAGAUGAGGAUUCUUCCUCCCCAGAAUAAGGACAGUAGAAAAUAGAAUAUACAAAAUGCUGCUCAUAAAUAUUCUUAAUAGGAGCUCCUGUUUGGAUUUUACUUCAAGUUUCUUGCCUUGGUUUGCACUGUGUUCAGUGAAGCAAAAUGGAAGCUUCAAAACCAGUUCAUCCACAGCUGAAAUUUAAAACUUUUAGUAACUGAACACAGAGCGACAUGCGGACACAGAGCAAAGUGGGUUUUAUCAACUGUAACCAAGGAAAAGAACAAAGUCCCUGGAGAUCUGGCAAAGUAAACAUCAAAUUCACAUUUUCCACUCUGGGACAUUCUGUCUCAAGUCUCUGUCUUCCCCCUGUCUUUACCAGAUGGAGAAGAAAAGAGUCAACAAAUGCCAGUUCUUGCCUUGUCUUUGGCUGUGCUACCUUUAGAAAAAGGGGGAGAGAGAGCACGCGUAAAUGUGCUAAAAUAGCUAUUUAAAACUAUCUUAUAUGAAAAUUGUUCUAGGGAAAAGGGGCUGUUAGAGUGUUUGCUUUUUUCUGUUCGACUUGCUGUAUAGAAGAUUCUUAAAAGUAAUAUAAAUCACAAGUGAUUAAAGGAAUCUUGAAAUAGUUUAAAUCCAAUUUAGGUACUUUAACAAUAAUAUGUCUCUUUUGAAAGGUUCAUAUGUUCAUUUAUACUGCAGACCUAAUUUAUUAUAAAUAAGUGAUUAUUCUUAGCCAUGAUUAAACAGUCAGGAUAAAAACAGCAGUAUUCUCUGCACCAGCUUUUUUCAAGGAAGUUUAAAAAUUGUAUUUCUAGAUUAUAGUGUAUCCAGUAUAGCUUCUCCUUUACUGUUCUAACUUUAUAAUUCCUUUGAUUUUAUAGCAUGUGUUGAAUUUUUUUUUUUAAAAAAAAAAGGCUUCUCUGUUAAGGAUCUCAGGCAGCAUGUUUUUAAGGCAGUAUUUUCAAAUUCAGGGUGGGCAGGUCACAUAACUUUUAAGUCAGAGGUUGAGGUUCUUAGGAAAAAAAAUAAAUUUCAACAAUAUUUCAUGUUUUACAUUCUACUCAGCUUGGCUUAUGAUAGACUGACUUUCUGAAAAUGAAUUUGUUGCAGUCACCUUGAUGCACCUUUGAAAAACAGUAGUAUUGAACCACUACUUAAAACAGUUUGUGGCUAAAAUUACACAAUAUGAAUCCCAUUUGAGCUGUUAAAUCAGACUUGCAACAGGAGGCUCUGUGUUCUAUAGUUAACAUCGCAUCCAAUCAUAAAGACCUUUUUAAAAGAAAAACUUGAAUAACAGAGCAAAAUACACUGUAGAGGUACUCUUCCCAUGGUGUUCUAACAUUCAGUACGUUAAUUAGUCUCAAAGUUAACUAUUUUUAAUUCGGUAAAACCAGUUUAAAAUAGUGUUACUUCUUUUUAGUUUUUAUACUGUAUGUAAAUAGUCGACCUGUUUCUAAGUACCAGUAUAUUAGCUGUCAGAGCUCAACCCACAUUGGCUCUGUUCUUUAGUUAGGCAAUAAGGCGGCUUGUAAUGCUGUCAUCUGCUUGAGCAAAGGCAGCAAACUGCGUCCCUUGACUGCUGUGACCAUUGCUCCAGCACAGCGUGGGGUAUGUCCACACAAUCUUUUACAGACAAGCCUGCACUCAAGCUGACAAGAUGCAAAAGCACCAAGCCUGAGGCAGUGAGAUAAACUGAGGCUCCAGCUAAAAAGCUACCUGGCUGUUGUACAGGAGUUAGCAGACCACUAGCUACCCACAGGACAGGUAAAACCACAAGGAGCAUACAAGCACACCUGCAUAUUGCAUUAGAAAUUUAGAAACUUUUCACAGAUAGUUGGAACUCCUGCAUUUGAGGUACAGUUAGGGCGGCACCAUUAUUUAGGUAUAGCUCUACUUGCUCAGUCAAGAGCUAUCCAGCUUACACAAAUGAGUUGCAAAUAAACAAAUUACAAUAAUUUAUACAUGCCUACCAUGUUAUUCACCCUCUGGGCAAGACUGUUAAUAUCUUCUGUCCUGUGCUCAUGGCUCACAGGCAACAGCAGACUGAGGGAUUUACACCACCUCACUUCAACCAAAUCUGUAACACUACCUCUACAUGAAGAAAAGCUUUAUAAAUACAAAAUUAUAUUCUUGCUGAGCAAGUCAAUACUUGACUGAAGUGGCUCACUUUUGAAAUAAGGAGGAGAAGGUAACACACUCCAGGCAUAUUAUGACGGACUUGUCAGCUUCACAAAUGACGUUUCAUUUAAGCAGAUAAUUGCUUUUAUUGUUAAAAACUCAUUGUUUUUUUCAAAAGCUGUCUGUCAGUCAGCUGUCAUUGGAGAGGGCAGAUCAAAGAUACCCAAUACGUGCAGGAUCCUAAGGAACUCUUCAAGAGGGGCACGUUUUCUAAAUUUACCAUUCUCUCCUCCUCAAUACAUUAGAGGCACAUUCAACUUUACACUUUCUUCACAUUACUCAAGAUCUGUGUAAAAAGAAAAACCAGCAAAACACUGAACUCCUAAAGAGGAGCACUUUGAACUAUAAGAACCUGACAAAAACACCUCCUGCCCAGAAAUUGAAUGCAUUUUAUUAGCAGUCAGUGUGCUUGCUGCUUUACAGGAGGAAGAUCUCCAGUGCUAUCUUCCUUCCAUUGAUGUCCAUGUCCUUCAAAGCAGCAGACGGCACAACGUCUUGCUUUCUGGUAAACUUCAAGCUAUCAACUUAAAAAAAAAAAGUCCAGGAGCACAUAACAUUUUAGACAGUUGAACCAAGACUUUAGAAGUUAUUUUUCCUGAACUAGUUGAAUACAAAGGACAAAACAAGUUAGAACAUUUAGAAAAAACUUCAAAAGGAAAUUCUUUCCUUGGGCUUCUUUGUGCCAAGUUCCAGUUGAGGAUGAAGUUCAACUAAAGCACUGCGGUCCUGUGGUUUACGCUAAAGUCUGGGAACUAGGAGAAUUUUGGGCCUUAUCCAGCCAUAGUCACUCAUGUAUGAUCUCAGACAAGCCUUUCAAUCAUUCUUGUUGAUCUUAGCUGACAUAUGUAAAAAAAACCACCAAAACACCAAAAAAACCCCCACAAAACAGGUAAAUACAGGACCACACAAAAUGCAGCUGUUGCAUCUGAAUUGAGCUCUGACUAAUUAUGAGUAACAAAGGGACUGAGAAUAUUAAGCAACUGCACAGCUCCCACUAAGCUAAUGGCAGUAGUUGUGCUCAGUUGCUUCAACAUGCAGGCCUUCCCCCCCCCCGCCCUCUGAACACCAGCAGCAGAUAGAUACUUUCCAGAAUAAAAUCAUCAUUAGCAAGACUGGUUUUCCCAUUUUUCUAUUCAGUUACCAUCAUCCUCCCCCGUCUUGUGCAAUACCCUUGACAUUCAUUGGAGGAAAAAAGUAGCAACUGGUACUAGAUGGUACCGCUUAUAAGACAAAGUUAACAUCUAAAUUUUCGUGCAUGACAUGUUUCUUUGUCUAGGAACGCUAUUUCUUGGUUAUACAGUCAGAAGGCACUUGGCUGCAAGCAAUGUAAUGCUGUGUAUCAAUACUUUUAUAUAUAUAUUGCAGUAAACAGCUUUAUUUCUGGACUUCAUGAUGCUUGAAAAAUCUAAAUUUGACUUACUUAGGAAAACUUGUCAGCACCACAAACUAGAUGAAAAAAUAUCAGUGGGAGAGAGCAUUUUUCUAUUAUGUGGAAUCUACUUGUGGAUUUUGUUUUUUAGAAUUGUAUUAAGGUGUGCCAGUCUUCUCAUUUCAAACUGGACUUAAUGGCAACAACCCACCUAGUUGAAGAAAGUGUGUAUAUUUAAGGGAAGUCUAAAGCAAAUGAUACCAGUUUAACUGAAGGUAUGAUUUUAACUAACUUCCUUAAACCUAGUACAAGCCACACUGUAGGCACUUCCAUUUUGGUUAAAGGUUUUGUUUAGUUUUUUUAAACUAUAACUUGCAAAUACUCAUAAUUCUUUUGAGCUGCUGGCAAUUGCCGAGUACACAGAAUACCCACAGAACGACUUGUGCUGAUCAACUAAGUCAGCCUAAAGUAACAUUGUAAAAAGGCCUAAUAACCUAUUUCUAAUUCUUUUUUUU